This is a messenger RNA of Achroia grisella, 3980 nucleotides long. It is a transcript of the gene Mon1, whose product is annotated as protein SAND. Gene Ontology annotation, biological process: protein targeting to vacuole; endosome to lysosome transport via multivesicular body sorting pathway. The record is from RefSeq and is a predicted model, not a curated record. Bases 87 to 1763 code for a protein of 558 amino acids. The transcript is spliced from 7 exons. Lineage: Eukaryota; Metazoa; Arthropoda; Insecta; Lepidoptera; Pyralidae.
UAUACUUUUCCUCUUUAUACCUAUGUUAGUUCAUAUAAUUAUUUAUUUUUGUACACUGUUUAUUUAUUUGUGUAGAACCCAUCAAAAUGGCAUCUACAUCCAAAGAUAGUACUAAUUGUACUAUAGCGCAUAAUAAUUCAACUGAUAACUUGGAGCCUGGAGCGUGUCCUGAAAGCAUUCUGAAUCCCACGGACUCUUUUGAGGAAUUUGCGUCGGAGAUGAGUUCGAGCCUUCAGGAUAGAGACAAUUCUUUAACAGCAAAAUGUAGCACUAUAAGUGAAAUUCAAAGUGAAAUUGGUGAAAGUUCUAAAGAGAAUGUACAAAUGAAAAAUACAAAAUCAAGUGAUGAUUUACAAAAUAAAGCUACAGUGUCAGCAUCAGCUAGCAGUUCUAAUUUAACAGAACAGAAUGGUGUUGAUGAAGAUGGUGAUAAUGAUAAAGAUGAUUAUUUACAAUCACCAGAGUUGGUAAAUAAGGAGAAGCAUGUAUUCAUACUCAGUUCUGCUGGAAAACCUAUUUAUUCAAGAUAUGGAAAUGAAGACAAAUUAGCUGGUUUGUGUGGGCUUAUACAAGCUCUGGUCAGUGUUGUAGAAGAACAGAAUCAAGAUAUUUUAAGAUCUAUCAACACUAAAGACUGUAAGGCAGUGUUCUUGGUCAAGGGUCCUUUAAUACUGGUUGCGAUGUCAAAGUCUAACGAGAGUGAGACACAGUUGGUUUUACAAUUAACAUAUGCAUUCAACCAAAUAGUGUCAGUAUUAACAUUGACCCAGUUAAAUAGGAUAUUUGAACAAAGAAGGAACUAUGACCUGCGGAGAUUACUGGCUGGUGCAGAGAGAUUGAUUGACAACUUAUUAAUAUUUAUGGAGAAAGAUCCUGCAUUUUUAUUAGGUGCUGUAAGAUGUUUACCAUUACCAGAAAAAGCAAGAGAGAACAUAACAAAUGCAAUAAUAUCAACAUGUAAUAAGAUACGGGAUCUUGUUUUCGCUAUAAUGAUUGCUGGCAAUCAAUUAAUAACUCUAGUCAGGAUGAAAAAAUACACACUACAUCCAUCAGACAUACAUCUGCUAUUCAACUUGGUGCGGAGCUCGGAGUCAUUCAAAACGGCUGAGAGUUGGACGCCGAUAUGCUUGCCCAAAUUUGAUGCUACAGGCUUCCUACACGGUCACGUGUCGUAUAUAUCAGAUGACUGCCAGGCGUGUCUACUGCUUCUAACCGUACGGCACGAUGCUUUCUUCACUCUAUCUCAAGCCAAACACACAAUAGCCGAGAAAUUAAGACGGGCAAACUGCUUAGUCGCUAUAAACGAUGCUCUGAAUAGAAACGAGGAAUUACCAACCACAAAUCCACUGAAACAUAUUGGUAUAGCCGAAAUAAGACAUUUUAUGUACAAAUCUAAGUCAACCGCGCAACUGUUCACCUCGGACCCCAUAAGUCUAGAUAGAUUGCAAGAUUACAGGAUAAGGCAUAAAGAAAGUGGUGACGUCACAGUGAAGAAAAUUGAAAAGUUGUCAGACAUAGAUUAUGUAAGGAAUUACAGGAAAUUCUGCAGUCAAAUACAUUGUACAUCAAUACCGGCUAAAUUAAUAUUUAGAUCCAAUUCACAUGAUACUGUGUUAGCUUGGGUGACAAACGGUUUCGAACUAUAUGUAACGUUUGACCCGUUAAUGGAGAAAGACCACGCCAUCAGGGCUGUAGACCGACUAAUACAAUGGAUAAAGAAAGAAGAACAUCGGAUCUUCAUUAUGAACGCGCCCACUUUCUAGCUAAAAUCUUUGGUGCCUUCAUUAACUGGCAUUAUGAAGUUAUAGCUCUAAUGAGGAGUAAGCAAUAUAAACUUUAUAUAUAAAUCACAUAUUUUUAUAAUUGAACUUUGUGAGAAUAGCAUAAAUAGUACCCCACAAACAUCCAAAAUUUCAAUGUAAAUACAUUGAAAUUGCAGUGUUUAGCAAAAUUUUAUCUAGUGUGCAAAUGUUUUUAAACGUAUGGGAGAGACUUUACUAUUCUUAAUAAGGUAUGUUCACAUGAAAGGCAACCGUGUCAAAGACCAUUAAGUAACAGGAUUAUAUACUGACACAUUUACGAUAGUUAUACUGUAGACACUGUCUAAUGACACAAAUAAAUGUAUCAUGUGACCAUUCCCUAAGAUAAUGGUGAUCGUCUGUCUUGUUCCUUAUGAAAUUGCAUAGGAAUAUAUUUAAAGCUGUAUAGUGUAAGAUGUUUUAAAUAAACGUUUUUGUAAAUUAAAAUAUUUGCCAAUGUUUCUCUAUAGUGUUAGAUGAUGAGUGGCUUAUAGUGUAAAUACUAUGAUUAAUUAAUUGUAUAAAAUAAUUUAUAAACAAUAUUUGUUUACUUCAGUCAGGAACGUAGCAAUAUGAAAGAUUGUACCUAAUUAUAUAAUUUAAAUCUUCCAUAGCCUAUAUUUUGACUUUAUUUGAAGGAUGGAAUAAAAAUUCUAAUAUAUUGAAGUUCCUAUUGUCUUUUUGACAAGUCAUUUACUAAUUUUCUCCUUACACUGACUGAAGUUAGUACAAUUACAUCAUAAUCAUUAAUUUAUUUAUCUUAAGAUCUGUGAUUCACUCAUCUACUAUAUAGUGUUAUUAGAAGCUGAUAAGAACUUAUGGGAUGCCAAUAUGUAAUGUUAAAUACAUAAUCAUAGAUAUCAUCACAGAUAAUCUCUACUGCAAUUGUUCAUUGGGAUGAUGAUAUGUAAACUUCCUCAAUAAAGUUCUUGAGAUUGAGAUCGGUCAACCAAAUUCUGCAGCUUUAUAUGUUAACAUAUAGAUAACAGAAAUGUUCUUCCAAAUACUUUUUCUUGUACGACACAAGCGCCAUCUACAGUAAGUUAAUUAGCAAACUUCUCAAAAUGCGAGCCUUACGUUGACAAAUUAUUAUCGCAAUGGGAUGAACGAUUUGGAAGCACAUAAAAACGAAUGUAGAUUUUUAUAUAUAAGAAUAUGAAAUAGCUUACAAUCUGCUAAAAGGUUUAAUAUUUGUUGCCCAUACUGGAAGAUAAAAACUCACCAUUUUGCAAAUUAUCGUUACUAAUUUCUUCUGUUUAUAAGUAUGCUACAUGUCGUCGUUAGUCAAUCAGGGUUUGUACUCGUAUAUUUCUUACGUGCUUUUAUCUUAUACUAUUUUCACGGAACAAGACCUAAUAGGCAAAUAUAAAUUAGCAUUAUAUGAUGAACUGCCCACGCAACUUUGUCCUCGUCACCUAUUGGUCAUAACGUGAUUUUACAUCGCCUUCGAUAAAUAGGCUUGCAUAACCGUCACUAAAGAAUUUUUCAAAUUCGAACUAGUAGUUCCUCAGAUUAGCGCCUUCAACUAAACAAACUACUUUAAUAUUGGUAUAGAUUGGUCGCUAUAAACACAGGCUGUGUACACAGUAUGAGUACAUAUUAGUCUGUUCUUAGACAGAUAAAAUUUGAUAUACUUGUUUUUAAAGUAUAUCAAAUUUUGUUUAUUUUAUCAUACCUGUCAAAAUGACUUUUAUUAGUCUCGAUAAAACUCGAGAACAAACAGAGGAUUAAGAGGUGAGAAAAUAUGAGGAAUUUUUUUAUUGCCAACGGUGACGUAACUAUACCAUCUGAGACUUAUGGCUAAUUAUACGUAUAUAUGAUAUAUACCUAAUUUUGUUACUAAGGGAGACGUUAUACGAAGUUAUCUGCGUGGGCAGGCGAUUAUACGACACAGAAAGCGCUAUAUUAGUGUCUCUCCGUUAAUAUAGUAUAUAAAUUAAAUAUGAAAUUUGGUAACCAUCUAGCGUAAUUACUCUGUACCUGAUAUUGAACUUUGUAGUUAAUAUCGUAGUGAUGGGUAAAGAUUAUAAUACUUAAAGAGAAUAUAUUACAUUUCAACAUAUAAGUGCAUUGUAUCAUUCAUUAUUUAUGUUAUCGAUCAUAAAUUUCUAAAAUUAUGAAUUCAUAGGAAAUUAUAUCUAUAUAUAAGCGUGGAGACUAGCUACACAUAUAACUAAGAAG